This is a messenger RNA of Cutaneotrichosporon oleaginosum, 1106 nucleotides long. RefSeq lists its product as uncharacterized. Lineage: Eukaryota; Fungi; Basidiomycota; Tremellomycetes; Trichosporonales; Trichosporonaceae. Gene Ontology annotation, molecular function: lipase activity. Gene Ontology annotation, cellular component: lipid droplet. Gene Ontology annotation, biological process: lipid storage. The record is from RefSeq and is a predicted model, not a curated record.
UGAUUGCCAUCAUAACUUUGCCACUCCGCGCUUACACUUGUCCAUCGUCGAGCUUGCGCCAUGGACCCGCGAUUCCUUUUCCUUCGAUACCCGGCGCAGGAAGCGCUGCCGCUGCGUACAACAUUUGCGCACACUAAUACCUCGUUUGGAAGCGUGCGCCUCAACUACUGGCCAGCGCGGCGGCCAGCCCCGCCCUCCCGUGUCGUCCUCUUCGUGCCCGGCAACCCCGGCUGCCCCGAGUACUACACGCCUUUCCUGACGAUGCUGCACGCGCGUCUCCCCGACUCCCAUGCCGUUCUUUGCACGUCGCAUGUGGGCGGCGAACCCUCUAUUGCAGCCCCGGAACAGCCCCUCUGUCUGCGGCAGCAGGUCGAUGCGAAAAUUGAGGUCAUCUCGGCCCUACGGGCGAGCCUUGAGGCCUGGCCGCGGGAGAGUGGCGAAGCACCAGAGCUCGUGGUCGCUGCGCACAGCGUCGGGUCUUGGAUGACCUGCGAAGUCGCCAAAGUCGUCGACAUCCCUACAUCUUACCUCCUUUUCCCGACACUCGGCUGGAUCGCAAACUCAUAUCACGGGUGGACAAUGUGGCCACUCUUCCACAGGCCUCUGCGUCCCCUCAUGCCGUGGAUUUCGUACCUCGUCCGGCCGCUCCUCCCUUUUGUUACUCUCCCGGCGGCGAGCUAUGCUCUCGUGUCCUCGCCCACGACUAUCAAGCAUGCGCUGCACCUCGCGCACUCCGAAAUGGCGAUCAUCCGAGAGCCAGACGAGGGGUGGUUCCGCACCCAGAGUGAACUGCCCGCUGGGCGGGGUGCGCACAGUGUCUGGAGCGCCGGCAAUAUGGAUGGCUGGGUAGGCAAGGAGGGGCCUAUGAUCCAGUCGUGGCUUGGGGAGGAGCGCGUUGUCAAGCUUGAAGGCGUGAGACACGCUUUCUGUCUUUGGGAGGAGGAUUAUCGCCAAGUCGCGGACAUACUUGCUGGGUGGAUAGUCGAAGGGACUAAGGCCAGGUUGCUCGACUAGACACGAACUGGACGUGAACGCUUGUAGCAAUAUAACGGUGAUCUAACGACGCUAUGUGAACCGAUCUCUCGCCCAAGGCACGGCCCGAAAUC